This is a messenger RNA of Monomorium pharaonis (pharaoh ant), 3615 nucleotides long. RefSeq lists its product as uncharacterized. The transcript is spliced from 4 exons. The record is from RefSeq and is a predicted model, not a curated record. The coding region runs from base 1740 to 3089 and encodes 449 amino acids. NCBI's taxonomy places the organism in Eukaryota, Metazoa, Arthropoda, Insecta, Hymenoptera, Formicidae. Gene Ontology annotation, biological process: sensory perception of taste. Gene Ontology annotation, cellular component: dendrite; neuronal cell body; membrane.
AAAAUUAUUUUCGUUAUAACAGGUACAAAACACCAGCUGUUAUCAAACAUUUAAAGUCAGUUUAAACCUGACUGCGCUUGUGGACAAACGCUUUCUAACAGCUGGUAUUUUAUACUUGUUAUGACAAAAUUUAUUUUUAACAACUGCUUGAUCACUAAUAUUUAACGACGGAAGCACUAAGAGAAAUAAAUUUGUUGGCACAGACUCACGAAUUUACUGUGUUCUCCGGAGUUUAAAAAAUUGAAUCCUUUGUUAUUCACACUUGAAAAGGACCUAUGUAAAAUUAAUGUAGAAACGUUGUGCUAUUAAAUUUUGAACAAUAAAGUUGACCAGUUGAUUGACCUAACUAAGAAUUAUUUUUAAUAAUGUAAUAAUGUAAAAAGUAAAAUUAACUAAACAAGUUACGAUAUAGAUUUUUGCAAAGUGAUCUUUACCCUAAUUAUAACAUUUUAUUAAAUUCCAUUUCAUUUGAAAAUUAUAUUAAUUAACAGCUCAAAUACUUGAAAUCUUAAAUUUAUCUUAACUUUCUGCUUUUACGAAACAGUUUAAAACUAUAAAAUGAAAAGACUAGACAUAAGCGGCGCGAAAAUGUAAACUAAUGACAGGUCUAGUUCAAAAUAAUCUUGUAUCAGUCACUCUUUACAAUAAGAUUUUAUUCUAAUGUUAAGAAAAUUUAAAAUUUGUAAUAUUUGAUAAUUAUCUUCUAAACGAAAAUUCGGACAUUAUUCGUGUUCAUUGAUUUAAAAAUCUAAAGACUCAAGCACAUGUGUUGUGUGACAAAAUGAUUUAUUUGUUGUGAUUAUCACAUUGAAAUAUAAAAAUGCUUGUGCCUGGGGAAAUAUUACAGCUAUUUCUGAAUUUGUUUUACUACACUGGCUUCAAAUUUCUUCAACGCGGAAGAGAAAUCUAGAUUCAAGAUGAACAUUUAUAAAAUUAUUUAAUUUAUUCAUAUCUAAUUUAAUUACAUCUGUUAUUUGUAAUAAUUUGUUAAUUUCUUUAAUAUUGACGUUUUGAUAUUUGUGCAUAGGAUCGUAUUAACAUUUAGAAAUAGUUUUAUUUCUAAAUUUAUAAUAUUAUGAAAAACUACUAAAACCAUCAGACAAAUUAUCAACACAUAAUAUUUUGUAGUUUAUGAUUUCUAAGCUUUAUAUUUAGCUACAUAGUAGUGCCAACAUUGGUGACCUUGUAAAAAUAUAUUAAAUUGAAUAUAUUUAAUAGAGAAACAAAUAAGACAUGUGACAGAUGAGAGAUGAGAGAUGAGGAAAGAGAAGAGAGAGAAAGAGAGAGAGAGAGAGAGAGAGAGAGAGAGAGAGAGAGAGAGAGAGGGAGGGAGAGAGAAGGAGAGAGAGAGAAGAGAAGAGAAGAUUUAGACAUGGAGGGGGAGAAAAACGGAGCAAACAGCUCCCAAAUCGGAAUCUGAGCUUAGUCGAGCCGGAUUACAACAAAGAACCUACUACUCACAUAGCAACCUGACGAUACUUUAAUAUCAAAAUAAUAUAUUUGACAACACUUUAACGUCAAAUUAACUUGACUACUUGGGCAUCAAUAUAUUAUUGACUCAAUCAUUAACAAGUCUCCAUUAAACUCGUUGAAACAUACAAAAUAUUUGAAAUAUAAGGAACAGAACAAAUGUUUUAUCGUGAUCAAGAGAAUCCUCAAUGCAUAUGAUUGACUUAUUGACUUAUUUCAAGACGAGCUCCUACCAUCGACAUUUGUUCCAGUAUAUCGAUUAAGAAGAUAUGAAAAUGGAGGAAAAAAUUCAAGUCCAAUCGGAAGAAAACUUGCCUUCGAUAGAAUACACCUUACGUCCAAUAACAUACGUCUCCUGGCUCCUGGGUGUCGGCGUUGCACAUCCGCGCAAAUGCCCCAAAAGUGUUACGAUAAUCAUACGUAUAAUUCAUUUGGCCCUGUGUUCUAUUAGCCUAAUAUACUACUUGAUAGAAUUCUUUGAUUCCGGCUACAAUUUCAAAGGUGAAGCCGACGUAUACACAUGUUUACGCUUCAUGCGUAUCGUGAUAAGUCACGUAUCCACGUUUUACUACAUUUAUCAAAUAAUUGGACAAUACGACAAGUGGCCGGAGCUAAUGGAUAAAAUGAAAGAGGUCAAUGAGAAGAUUAGGAGGGAAAUACCUAUAAAUGACAGGCCAAUAAAAAACAUGGAAGUGCUAGCAAUUCUAGCAACGUUUACUUGUUGUUUUCUGGGCCUAAUUGUGAAAGUCUUACAUUAUUACUUUACAGGUUUAAUUAAAAUCGGGAUUAACUUGACAGUUUAUUACAUUACAGCCCAAUCUCUCAUCAACAGUUUCGUCUUUGACGUUGUUGUCUAUGUGUUAUAUUGUAGAUUACAGGCGAUAAAUAAAUUAAUUGGCCAAUUGAAUGAGCUAUCCGAUACGUCAGUGGUAGCGCUUAAAAUUAGACGCACUCGAGAAAUGCAUAGUGAUAUUUGUGGUCUUGUCAAUAUGGUAAAUGAUAUUCAUAAUUUUCAUCUUCUCCUCUGUUCGCUUACUUGUCUUGCUAUGCUCGUAAGUGAACUGUUCCGAAUUUACACGUUAAUUGAAGCCGGAGAAAAUAUAUUUAACUUAAAAGUUAUUAUCAUCUCAAUUUUGUACUUCACGCAAUUUGGUGUAAUGUGCUGGAUUUGCACACUUGCGCGUCGAGAAGCCGACAAUACUGUGAAAAUUAUAAACAAAAUUGCACUGAAUUUUAAACAUGUAAAUCUUGAACUAAAAGAGAGAAGUAGUCAAUCGAAUUUAGAAAUGCAAACAUCAGUGGAAGAUCCAAACAGCGGACAAAAUUCUAUUUGGAGUAGCAGCCACUAUCUGAACGAUGUCACCAUAGAAAAUCAACGCAAAAACUUGAACCGUGAUUCUAUUAGAAACGAAAUAAAUGAUUUCCUGACUCAACUGCAAUAUUGUCAAGUAGUAUUUACAGCCUAUGAUUUCUUUGAAAUAAACAAUGGGUUAUUUGGUGCUUUCAUUGGCGUAAUCGUUGGUUAUUUGACACUCUGUAUGCAAUUUUAUGAACCCUUUCAAUUAAUGAUUGGAACUGCUUGUGUAAAUUGCAACUGUAAUCUAAUGUUGCAGAAGUAACACGUCGUUCUCCAUUCUACAUAAAGCCAGAGAGAAUUUACAAACUGGUCACAACGUUUUGCUACCCUAUUUGCUACCCUAUUUCAUUUCUUGUAUCUUUAAUAAACCUUUUCAUUACGUUCUUCAAAAAUGUUUAUACUGCGGUAAACUUUAAUAUAAUUACCAAUUAUAUUUGCUUGUAAAUCUGUUUAGCAUAUCGAUUAAAAAGAUAUGAAAAUGGAGGAAAAAGUCCAAGUCCAAUCGGAAGGAAACUUGCCUCCGAUAGAAUACAUCUUACGUCCAAUACAUCUCCGGGCUUCUGGGUGUCGGUGUUGCACAUCCGCGCAAAUGCCCCAAGUGUGUUACGAUAAUCAUACGCAUAAUUCAUUUGGCCCUGUGUUCUAUUAGUCUAACAUAUACAACUGGAUAAAAUUCAAAUACGAUUUUAAUGAUUAUAUUUAAGUUCGUGUGUUGUAUAAACAUAAGGUGUGAUGUGUAUAAUUAUCAUCUUAACCUAAACUUAAUCUAUUAAAUUCUCAAAAUACUA